Molecule: messenger RNA, 1812 nt
Organism: Balaenoptera acutorostrata (minke whale)
Lineage: Eukaryota; Metazoa; Chordata; Mammalia; Artiodactyla; Balaenopteridae
Gene: DND1
Product: DND microRNA-mediated repression inhibitor 1
Biological process (GO): mRNA stabilization; negative regulation of miRNA-mediated gene silencing; germ cell development
Cellular component (GO): cytoplasm; nucleus
Molecular function (GO): mRNA binding
Source: RefSeq, a predicted model, not a curated record
UUCUCGCUUCCAGCCUCCGUCCUGCCGCUUUGCGAGCCGUUUUUUAGGAGGUGGGGCUGCCCGCAGACCCACCCACUAGGGUCUCUAGCUUUCACCUGAGGGUCUGAGGUUCCCGCGGCGCACGUGCGGCGGAUACCCCCACCCCCUUGGUGGGCGGGGUCGUGCUCAGAGCCAAUGAGAGCUUGGGGGGUGGAGGAGUAGGGAAGCUUCCAGAUGGGCAGAUAGGGAGGAGGUUAUAAAGGGGGUACGAGCGAGCCAGUGGGAGAGCAAUGCAGUCCAAGCGGGAGUGUGAGCUGUGGUGUGAGAGGGUGAAUCCAGAGAACAAGGCGGCGCUGGAGGCGUGGGUCAGGGAGACGGGCAUCCGCCUGGUGCAGGUGAACGGGCAGAGAAAGUAUGGCGGGCCACCCCCAGGAUGGGUGGGCAGCCCGCCGCCGGCCGGGUCAGAAGUGUUUAUCGGGCGGCUGCCCCAGGACGUGUACGAGCACCAGCUGAUCCCACUGUUCCAGCGCGUGGGCCGCCUCUACGAGUUCCGCCUGAUGAUGACCUUCAGCGGUCUGAACCGCGGCUUCGCUUACGCCCGCUACAGCUCGCGACGCGGCGCCCAGGCCGCCAUCGCCACGCUGCACAACCACCCGCUGCGGCCGUCCUGCCCGCUGCUCGUGUGCCGCAGCACCGAGAAGUGCGAGCUGAGUGUGGACGGGUUGCCGCCGGGCCUGAGCCGCCGCGCGCUGCUGCUCGCGCUGCAGCCGCUGAGUCCCGGCCUGCAGGAGGCGCUGCUGCUGCCCAGCCCCGGGCCGGCGCCCGCGCAGAUCGCAUUGCUCAAGUUCAGCUCGCACCGCGCCGCAGCCAUGGCCAAAAAGGCCCUGGUGGAAGGGCAGUCACGCCUCUGUGGAGAACAGGUGGCUGUGGAGUGGCUUAAGCCAGACCUGAAGCAGCGACUCCGCCAGCAGCUCACGGAUCCCUCUCUACAGUGCUUACAGCCAGAGGGCAGCCAAGUAGCCCUGGCCAGGGACAAGGGGCUGGAGUUCCAAGGGGCUCGGGCUGCCCUGCAGCUGCUGUGCCAACGGAUGAAGUUGGGCAGCCCAUUGUUCCUCACCAAGUGUUUGGGCACAGGCUCUGCUGGCUGGCACCGAUUCUGGUACCAGGUGGUGAUCCCUGGGCAUCCAGUGCCCUUCAGUGGCCUCAUCUGGGUUGUGCUGGACCCCAGUGGGCAGGAUGGGCAUGAGGUGGCCAAGGAUGCUGUGUCUGCACGGCUGCUGGAGUUUGAGUCUGGGGCCAGCCUCCUGCGGUCUGCUGGGGCUGAGGCAGGAGGUACCAUGGUUCAGCAGUGACCUAAUCCUCUCCCCAGGCAGCCUGAAUGAGUAGGCGGAGCCUGUGUCAGUCCCUGGCCCAGCAGGCCUGGGCAGCUGCUAUCUGAUCCCAAGAAGGGGAGGAGCAUGGGCACUGCCCUAGGCCUGACACAGCCUCCCAGCUGGGGCAGGGCCCACAGCACCUCCGGGCAGCUCAAGUUUGGCUAAGUUGUGGUGAGGGAGCUUCCCUUCCCCAUCCCAGCCUGGGGUUUAACCUGACCCCAGGGUUGUUCUCUGACACACACUCGCACACACACCCCUCUCUCCUCCCACAGCUUAGCAUGAAUCUUUGCUUCUUAUUUUCUUGAUUUGUCUUUGUUGGUGUUUUUAUUUGGGGGCUGGCUGAGCCAAAGGGUCAGAAAUCUGCCUUUGCCCCCACCACUUGGCAUCCUGGUUUUGGUGUAUGCGUAGUUUUGAGUUUUUCUAUGCUGGUUGUAUUUAUAUUAAACCCCUGGUUGGUAUA